CAUGAUUGUCACAAAACAAGGAGAACAGGUUCUUCCACACUGGCCCCAUAGAAUAUCGCGCUUUAUUUACAAAAGGCAGAAAGGGGAGAUCGGUGCAAAGGUGGCAGGAGAGAGUAACCAGAGACAUUCCCCAGGUUUUCCUGGCUGUAGUCUGACAGCAGGUCUGUGGGAGUGAGAGACGAGAUGCUUGAACUGUCGAUGGGUCAUUUGGAUCAACUCUUUUCUCAGUGACAUUCUUUGACCGGAACAAAAACCAAAGAGCAUCGGCAGCAAGUUUUACUCAGAAAUCCCAGUGGAGCUAUUUCAUCCUGUAACCAAUGGCAACAGUCCAGACCCUGUCCUUGCCCCAAGACCUCAACAAAAGCAUUGGUGCAGCAGACACCACAUCCGCUUUGGCAUCCGGCCGCUUCAUCAUGGGAAGUGUAGGCAGCCUUAUUGAGAAGCCAGACGUGUCGCUUACCAAGAGCAAUAGAGCCGUUCCACAGGUACCAGGACACCAGAACCACGGCCUGCUCAAGAAGGGUUUCAACCAGAGAGAGCUGCUUAACUACCUGAACAUAACCAAGAAGGAAGCGAAAAGCAGCAAGCACAUCAUCUCUGGGACGUCCUCCAUCAAGAGAGAGCACAGGAGAGAGGAGGAGGAUUUCUACAAUAAGGUCUACCACAGGGAUGGAAAGGAGGUUGAUUUGGGAAAGAACUCACUUCCCAUAGGUGGAAAGUUUGACAAGCCACGUUUCAGGCCUUCUGCCUUUAAACCGGUCACUCCAAAAAACUUCAGUUCCAUGCAGAACCUCUACCCAUCCAAGUCGGAGGACCUCGAGUGCGGCUUAACCAACGGCAUGCAUCCAUCAUACGCCAAAGCAGCACCCAAAUCACUGUCCACCUCUUCUACUUCCUCUUCCCCGUCACGACCUGGCACGAGUGCCAGCAAAGGCAUGCUACCAGCAGCCCGGGGACUCAGCCAAGAAGAAGAGAACACAUCGGACUCAGGGCACAACUCCAUGAACAGCCUGCCGCCCUAUCGGCCGCCGUUCCGCCCUCACUUGGGGCAAAUCAGUGCCUCUAUGGGUCACAUCAACCACAUUGGCACCCUGGAUCGGACCUCACUGGGCUCCAAAGGUGCCGCAUCCACCAUCACGGACGUGUCCUGCCAGAGCAUGGCUACGUUGAACCGCCUGCAGUGCUAUGGCAGCGAGGCCCCACCCCCCUACGAGCUGUCGCACUCGCUGGAGGACGUGGUGAGGGACCUGGAGGAGCAUCUGCAGGAGAAGGAGUACGAGCUGAGGCAGAUGAGAAGGAACCUGGAUGAGAGCGAAGACGCCAUUGCACAGGUAUUUGAAGGGAAGCAGCGUCUCUGGGAGAAGGAAGUGACAGAGUUGAAGCACCUGUACAUUGCCAAACUGCAUCAGGUAUCGCAGCAGUCCCAGCGUUCACAGCGAAACCUGCAGCUGCAGAUCUAUAAGGCACAGCAGGAACGUUACCGGCUGCAGGAGGAGCUGGAUGCUGUUCGGCUCGAAUGUCAGACCCUAAAGAGUCAAGACCCAAUGACACACAGCCAGAACAAUAAUCCCCAGCUGGAGGAGACUCAAUGGGAGGUCUGUCAGAAGUCAGGAGAGAUUUCUUUACUGAAGCAACAGUUGCGGGACUCUCAGGCAGAGGUCACCCAGAAGCUGAGCGAAAUCUUCUUCUUAAAGACACAGCUGCACGAGGCGCGCAAUCAGAUCCGGGCCAAAGACAGUCAGAUGGACAUGCUGAAGAUGGCCCUACAGGGUGCCCGGCAGAAAUGCCCCUUGCCUGCUUCUGAGGAUGCUCGAUUGGACUCGGGAGACACCGGAGGAGCCAGUGCCACAGAGGAGCGUCUCAGAGCUGAAUUGCUGCUGGAGAGGCGGCAGAACGAGGCGCAGGCUUCGGCCUUCGAGGCUGAGAGGAGCACGUGGCAGAACGAAAAGGAGAAGGUGAUACAGUACCAGAAGGAGCUGCAGGCCAGCUACCUCGAGAUGUACCACAAGAGCGAGGCCUUGGAAAGAGAGCUGGCAAUGCUGAGAGGGGACAAGGCUAGAGUGGAAGGGGAGGGAGUAGGGGGCGGGGAUGCGAGCGGAGCAUAUCAAGAAGAGAAACCGCCCACUGGUCUGCCCUGGAUAGAGAGGAUUGAGUCCUCUGAAAUCUGAUUUAGUGAGUGUUGUUUGGCUUCUCAGAUUAGGCUGAUGUCAGAACCUCUGGCUCCUAAUCUGAGUUUAACUUUUAAGACGAAUAAUGAAACUACUGUAUAAACUGCAUACACACAUGAACCAAAAGCAUAAUAGAGGUGCAAAAUGAACAUUAUGGGAUGUUUUGUGAAGUAUUGAAAAGGAUUUUGGGAACAGCUUUUUUCUUUCUUUUUUUUUUGCAAAUUAAAUUAUCAGCUUGAUUGGAAUGUUCUAACACUAUUUUUCCACAAUAUUACACCCGUUUCAUAUGAAGAGGGCAGUUUAUGAUAAAUCACAACUUAAAGCAUCAUGCUGCCGCUCUUCAAAGACUGAAAUCUGAAGUAUAUGGAGACAAUGUGUUCUUGUGCAUUCCCUACAAAGCAUGUUGCACUUUAAAGGCAUGCAACUUAAAGAGUUGCUGCUUUUUUUGUCUUUUGCAUAAAAAAGACAUCCCUUAUAAAGCAUUUCAAGCUACUCUGUGUAUUGAUGUGAUCUGGUGGGCCUUUUCUGCACUUUUGACCUUAAAUUUCCAUAAAUGCAUGAAUGUAUAAUGACAAUUCAGGAGUUUUUAUGCAAAUGUGUGUACAAACUCAACAAAAAAAUAACUCUUUAGCUGAACUGGACUCAAUCAUGGACAGUGGUUCCACAUGUUUGAAAUGAGUUUUCUUAAAUUCAGUUAGGUUCCCUCUACUUGAAGUAUUUAGGUUGAAAUCAAAUGACAAUUUUCCAUGUAAUUUCGACUGAAAUCAAGUAGAGGGAACAUAACUGAAUCAAGUAAACCCAACAUAAUUUAAUAUGUCAAAAUAACUCAAAUGAAGUGAUAUGCUAGCUAGUGACAGUAAAUGUUAGCAUGCUAAUUACAUAGUGAGAAGCACUACUGAGUGCAACUUGUUCACUCUCCUGGUUAGCACAGCAAUUGCUCAAGCUCCACUCUACAUGAAGGUCUCCGUCUUUAUAUUAGUCUUGCACAGACACAUAACAUAACACUUUUAACAUUUACUCUCCCUGUAAAGUCCCAUGCAAUGCAUGCUUGGAACUAGAAAUCCUCUGCCCAGUUUCAGUUAGCCAAACAAAAAAUAUCCAUGUUGUCCCAACGCACAUGGACUAAGUAAAGCUCACAAGACACUUUUUUUAAGUUGAAUAAACUCAUUUAAAUUAAGUUCCCUUGGUUACAUGAUUUAUUUUUUUUUGUAGUAUGGACAUGGCAGGAUUGAGUAAAACUGACUAGAGUGAAAACGUAUUAUUUUUUUUGGAGUGCAGGACAAUUGAAUAGACUUGGAUGUUGUUGAUAAUAAGGUCCCAGGUUAUUAUAUCUUCACCUAGCAAACUACUGUAACAUUAAAAACUACUUCAUUUAAUCUUUUAUUUCAUGUAUUAAUUAGAUUUGUACUAUACAGGUCUGGUGUUCUUUACCUCAGUGUCACAUAAACCUUGGCAUUUUACUUUAAAUUGACUGAAGAUUUUCCUUUGCUCUGAAAUAAUAAAAACUGUAUUCCAGUUAGUGUAAAAUAAAAGUUAAAAACAUGUCUUCCAUUAAUUAUUACUCUAUAUUUUAUUCUUAAUUACCCUUGAUAAAAGUCUAACCUUAUUUAUAACCUUGAUAAAGUUUUCAUUGGGCUGGACUCCUAUAACUGAUGCCUAUUAUAAGUUAAUGCCUCAGGGGAAGAAUGUAACUUCACAGAGCCCCGGCACACCUGCACAUCAGAUCCGGAUCUAUUGAGAGGAAUUUUGUGCUUGAUGGAUCAGAAUGGGCCAUUGUCAUGAGGACAAUAAGGAGUCUAUUCUGUCUCUGUAUAGAGACUUAAAUUGGUCCUUUAAGAAAAGAAAACGGCUUUCACAAAGUUCUCUGGUACUUUAAGAAAAUUAACAUGGCCAUCGACUUUUUUGAAAAACUUCUUUCAGAUAACUGAUCCGCUGAAUGAACGAUGUUUUCUGUUCCUUUAUUAUUUAUUGACAGAAAAGGUGGCACUUGUUUUCUGAAUUAAAAAACGGA
Messenger RNA from Xyrauchen texanus (razorback sucker), 4179 nucleotides. Its product is annotated as NEDD4-binding protein 3-A-like. Bases 318 to 2168 code for a protein of 616 amino acids. The record is from RefSeq and is a predicted model, not a curated record. Gene Ontology annotation, cellular component: cytoplasmic vesicle. NCBI's taxonomy places the organism in Eukaryota, Metazoa, Chordata, Actinopteri, Cypriniformes, Catostomidae. The transcript has 5 exons.